AGAUUUAACAUAUUUAAAGCCGUUUUUAGCGUAAUACUUGAAUUUGAGGGCAAUGUUUGGUUAAUAUAGAACGUAUUACAAGCGUUUCACAAAAUUGGAAACAAGCUAUAGACAUCUAAUUAAAAAACCUUAUAUACGCAGUAGGAUGGAGAUGGCAAGUGGGCGUUCCCGUAAAUCGGAUAUUCAGUAGCACUUUACGCACAUACUAUGAUCAGUUGUUUUGUAAGCUACAUACUCGGAUGCUUUCAUGUGACUCGUAUACUCGUGUAACAUACCUAUAUUGUUGGUUAAAUUAAAAUUACUGCAUUGUGCAGUAUUAAGCUUCAGUAAUAAUACUUCUAUACGUGCAGUUAUUUCCAAUGACCAAAAAAUAUUAUUUUAUCUACAUCUAUAUCACAAGUAUCUUAACCUCCCUAUUAAAUAUUCAGAAACAAUAAACUAAUGGCCUAUAUUAACAAACCUGUAUCUGUAGGUGCAUUGUAAUUUUAACUUUACUUUAUCGAUAACUGAUACCUUGAUUACAUUCAAAUUUACAACAUCUCUGAAAAAUAAAGAAAUUUUAUUUGGCCGCUAUUCUGAUAUGUAGUGUCAGUUGCAAAAAAAUUUGACAAAUUUCGCAUAUCACUUGAUAUAUGGCAGUCGGCCCCGGCUCUACUUUAUCUCUAAAUAAAAACAACGGAUGCGUGACAUGCGCAAAAAGUAUGCAUUAAUACCACCAUUUUGACGUUUAAUUAGUUUGUAUGUAUAAAAUUACUUUGUUUGGUUGAAUCAUAUGAUAUUGAUGUAGAUAAAGCAGUAUAUGUAACUGUUCAUAGUUAGGCAUUAAAAUACUCGUGUGAUCCUUUUAUGAAACUCAUUUCAUCCUUUCCAUGAACCCACACUCGUAUUUUAAUGCCUUUCAUUAUGUAGCAGUCACAUGAACUAUUAUUAUACUCGUAAUGUAAUCUGAUCAACACAAAAACCACAGUUUGUCUGGCAUUACGGCUUUGCCAAGACGAGCAAAGCGAAGUGCAAGGGCACUAUGUACCUAUACCUUUCCUCGAAUCGAUUCGUCGUUUUUAUGAACCCUCAUAACUUAGUGGAUACGAUGUUAAUAGUGGACUUAUUAAACAUAUUUUUUUAAUACUACGUCGGUAGCAAACAAUCAUACGGCCCGUCUGAUUGCAAGCAGUCACCGUGGCCUGUGGACGCCUGGAACUCCAGAGAUGUUACAUGCGCGUUGCCGACCCUAAACAGCUAUACUACGUGUAACUAAGAUCUUAUUAAUGUUGUCACUUGAUCGAACAUUAGACAUAGCUCAUGUUUUGCGUUUUAAAAUAGUUUGUGUAGUUUUUUAUUUAGUAGUGAACCCCUAGUGUAAAUUUAUUCGAUAGCGUAACGUGACGUACGCGUUUGCAUUAAGUCUAAUUUUGUAUGGGAUUUAGAAACAGCGCGCCAAGCGACACGUCACGCUAUCGAAUAAAUUUACACUAGGGGUUCAGAUCAGCAAUAUCAACUAUGUGUUUGAUGUAGCUAUAUUAAAGUUUCAUUGUCAUGUUAGCCAUAACGUUUAAAUAUGUCCUUACGAAAUAUUUAAAGAGGCAGCACGGGAGGGCCGGGCCGCGGGAUUGGCACUCACGGCCGGAGUGCGAGUGUGAGAGCGAGCACCUGCCCUCCCUAGACCGCUCGGCGCCGCCGCCCGCCGCCACCUCCUUGGCCGCUCGAAAGGCCUCGCCUGCCGUCACAGCAGUUUCAGCCAGUCGCGCUUCGCGCAUCACGCGUGAGACUCGCUCUACGCGGCUCCACGCUUGACGUCUCGGUCGCAUUUUCAAUCUUCCACUCAAAAUUAUUACUGGAAUCUAUUUUGUUUUAUUAACUCUUUUGUAAUUUCAGUAUCUGUAGGUGUGUUACACUUAAUACUUGAUCUUUAGAUACAAUUUCACUGACCUCGUUCUGUUUUCAAUCCAUUAUCCAUUUUUUGUGCCAUAUCACCAAAUUUCAUGUCACGAAUUGGAUAACAAUUGGGUUAUAACAUCAAGUCGGUGCCUGGUUCUGUGCGCUGAUAGUCGCGGUGAAAUGGAGUCGUGGGCCGGAGCCCUGCGGGGUGCUUUGCACCGUGGGGGCGACGUCGACGAUCUCAUGGCCCGGCUAUCAUGUGGAGAUCAUCAAUGGUACUCAGCAACACACGCCCGGCCAACGUUUUGCAACGUGUGCCGCGAGCCGUUCGGCGCGCUGGGCACAGCACACGCGUUAGCCUGCGAGUUGUGCAAGUUCAGGGCCCACAAGCGAUGCGCCGCGCGCGCUCCUCCUUCCUGCAAGUGGAGCACGCUUGCUUCUCUCGGUCCGCACUUAGUCGAGGACGCUGAAGGAAAUAUAAUCAUGCCUCAUCAAUGGUUAGAAGGCAAUCUACCAGUAGCCGCUAAAUGUGACAUAUGUGAUAAGACCUGUGGUUCAGUACUUAGGUUGCAAGACUUUAGAUGUGUAUGGUGCCGCAAAAGUGUCCACGCUGCAUGUAAGCCUAGCUGGCGCGCCGUGUGCUCUCUGGGUGCCGCCCGAGCCUCCGUCGUGCCGCCCACCCGGCUACAUUCUAUUGGUCCAGAUGAUGCCUGGGUUCCAGAUAGGCCUACUAACGCGUCGCCUCUUAUUGUUUUUGUGAAUUCUCGAUCAGGGGACAACCAAGGAGUCAAGUUUCUCCGUCGUUUCAAACAACUUCUGAACCCGGCGCAAGUGUUUGAGCUGAGUGGCGCCGGUCCGCGACUCGGCCUGCGACUGUUCCGACACUUCGCGCCGCUGCGCGUCCUCGUGUGCUCCGGUGAUGGCUCCGUGGGCUGGGUGCUUCAGGAGAUAGACAAACUUGAUAUGCAUCAGCGUCAAGUUCAGACCGCCGUGCUGCCCUUGGGCACCGGGAACGACCUGGCGCGUGUGUUGGGCUGGGGCGCGUCUUGCGAUGACGCCGCUAACCUGCAGCAGCUGCUGGAGCGCUACGAACGCGCUUCUACAAAAAUGCUCGACAGGUGGUCAAUAAUGACGUUCGAACGCGCUGUGUCUGCACCGCCGCCACCUCCUCCCGAACCGCCGGACAUCGUGGUGGAAAGUUCGUUGCUGAAUAGCCUCCAUGAAAUUAUGCAGGCGGGUGAAAUGAAUGGCUCCGCCGGUUCUGCGUUGCGGUCGGGUUGCGCACAGCUGGCAUCAGCCGGAGAGCGCGCGGGCGGUGCAGCGGCGCGCGCUGCUCAUCGACUGCGCCGCUCCGUGUCGCUGCUGCUGCACGCACGGGCACAUCUUGCGCACGAUCAUGCACGUUGCCGGUUUUGGGAGCCUGGAGAUACUACAAGCGACAGCGAAAGCGAGACAGCUGCGCCAGUCACUGAAAAAGGGAGCAUUGAAAAGACAGAAAAGGAGCAGCUCAACUGGGAGGCGCGGGGUUGCGCGCUGGCGGGCCGCGCUGACAGCGUCCGGCGCGCCCUUCGUUCCUUAAUGCACACGCUCUCGCAGCUCUACCCCCAGGGUGUAGCAUUAUGCGAAGCGUGCGGUAGCGACGGAGGCGGCGAGAGCGCCGAGGUUGAGGCGUCGACACUGCCUGUCCCGCGAGCCUUCGCCGACAGCCGUCGUUCCUCGGCCACAUCUGCUGUCUCGGCCGCUUCUUUACAUCCUGAUAACAUUCCGGACGUAGAUGAGGAUAUAGUCAAACUUAUAACUCCAAUGUUCAACUUCGAUGUGGAUAACAAGGUAGAGCAAAAAAAUAGUAUUACGAUAAGUCAAGCUCGUCUAUCAGUCACAAACCUACUGACAUGUAAUGCUAGCUCAUGCAAAAAUUUGCAUAAAUUGGAACCAGACACUGAUCAGGAAUCCAGUAUUAGUAGUAACUUAAUGAUACCAAACUUGGUUGUCUCAGAUCUUAGCGAUAAGAGAGAUUCGAUAUUACAGGGAGAAACUUAUGAAUCGGACCAAUUGACUAUUAUAGAUAUAGACAAACCGUAUACUGAUGAUGUUCACUUUCAAGAAUUGAUACAAUGCGUAAUGGCAGGGAGCGGAGAAUGUACUCCAGACAGAAGGCCUUCUAGUGUAGACUUGGAAUUAUAUGACGAUGAUGAUGACGACGACGAUGACACAAGUUCAGAGGGUUCAAAUAUGAGCGAUGAUUUUAGUCUAAUUUCUGAAAUCAUGGAAACUAAACCCAGUGACCUCAAUGAAAUCGAAGGUUUAGGUGGAAUUGGACAUAUUGAUUCACCUGAAGCUUCUGAUACGACAUAUGUAAACUCUGAAACACUACAUGGUGAGUCGAUCGUGGAUGAUAUAAGCUCCAUGCUAGGACAAGAUGUUCUGCUUGCGAUGUUGGGGAAAAAUGGUGAAAAUGAAACUUAUACAGAUGACACUACAUUGUUUACUUCCGACACAGUAUCAGAUUUAGCUAUGGACAGUCGAAAUCCAAGUUUGGAAAAAAAUAAGGAGGUAAAAUUAAAAUUUAAUUCUAGAGCCAAUUUUUCUAAAGAAAACGAUAUCGAUAAAUUUGGCUUUGAAAAUAAAGUAUUUUAUAUUGAAAAUUCAGGUAAACCGGACGAACAAAAAAAAUAUUGCAGCUUAGCACAUUUUGAAGAAGGAAAUGAUAUAGCCCGAAAAUCUUUUAAAAGGCAUUAUAAAAAGAAAAGUAUUAGAAAAGUGUGCCGGAGUGAUAACGGAAGUAUGAAAUUAUUAAUACCUAAAACAGCAGAGGUACUGAAACAAUUAGACGAAUCAUCGAAAAUUGGAGAGAAAUCUCAAAAUAACAUUUCAGGGUCUCUUUUUUUCGAUGAAUCAGACAAAAAAAAUAUCUCUGAGACUGACGUAGAUAAUGUUUCUACAUUUCCUAAAGUGAGUGUUGUCGUCGAACCUCCUUCUCCAUCCCACAGUGAGGAUAAAAAGAGCCUUAAGGCAUGCGCAAGCCGAAUGGCGUCUGUUUUAAGUGAUAUAUUUGAGCAAGGCAACGAUACUCUCAGCGCGAAUUCACCAGAACCUGGCUUAGAUUUAAACAGAGAAAGAAGGCAGUCAGAUAACCCUAAGUUACUGGGUUCGGAUCUGGAAUAUAGAAAGUUUCUGAGUUGUUCUCCAGCGGCAACUAGAAGAAUUUCCUGUGGGAGUCUAUUCAAACCUGGCGAACCAGACAAAUUGUCUUCCUCAGUGUCUUCCAUUUGGGGUGAAUCAGGUGCGACUGGAGGAGCUACCGGGUCUUCUAAGUCAGAUACCAGCGAACGUGCCAAGAAGCUACCAAUUAUUAAUCCACUGGUCCAAUUACCGGCCUGGCCUCACGUUAGACAAGGUUUUAUAAGCCAAUGUCUCUUGGCAAAUGCUGAUGCACUCUGUGCUGCCGUGAGCCCUUUAAUGGACCCUGACGAAACAUUGCUAGAAGGCUUCUACGAAAAAGCAGUUAUGAAUAACUAUUUUGGUAUUGGAAUCGAUGCUAAAAUAACACUGGAUUUCCAUAACAAACGGGAAGAACACCCUGAAAAAUGUCGUUCACGUGCAAGAAAUUACAUGUGGUACGGCGUACUUGGAUCUAAAGAGUGGGUGAACAAGACUUACAGGCACCUUGGACAACGAGUGCAACUAGAAUGCGAUGGACAACGUAUACCGCUGCCAGAACUGCAGGGGAUUGUCGUACUUAACAUAUCAUCAUUCAUGGGUGGGACGAAUUUUUGGGGAGGAACCAGGGGCGAUGAUAUUUUCUUAGCCCCAUCUUUCGAUGACCGUAUCCUAGAGGUGGUGGCAGUAUUUGGAUCAGCACAAAUGGCCGCGUCCCGCCUCAUCAAUUUGCAGAAGCAUCGCAUUGCCCAGUGCCGCGCAGUGCAAAUCAAUAUUCUUGGUGAUGAAUGCGUGCCCGUACAAGUGGACGGCGAGGCCUGGCUGCAGCCGCCGGGCUGUGUGCGAAUCAUUCACAAGAACAGAGCGCAAAUGAUGUGCCGCUCGCGCGCGCUCGAGACAAGCCUUAGAGCUUGGGACGAGAAGCAACAAAUGAAGGCACACGCAGCGUCAGGCUCAGCGGCAACCUCGGCAGCGUCACAGUCGGCGCGCGCGCCACUGUCUGCCGCCGAAAACGCGGCGCUUCUGGCCCUGCUCGACGACGUCAAUACACUUGUCAAACACGUAAAGCUGUCGUGCAUCAGCGAGGGCGCCGUGACCGGGAGCGCCGCGGCAAGCGUGGCCCAAGCGCGUCGUGUAGCCGCCCGCGCCGAUGCUCUACAAGACUCUGAGGGUCGGCUCCUGCCCCCACCUUUGCUGCGACGCUUACUUGCAGCCCUGGUGGAAAGCUGUCAUGAGCUGGUUGAGGAUCCCGUGGCAGUAGGCGUCGGUGCGACGGCUGCGCUGCGGGCACACUUAGCUCGCUGCGAUAUUCACGACGGACACGCAUUCCUGCAGGUAGACGAGGCACCAAAGAAGGGCAGUGGCCGUAAUUGGCUAAGAGGACGCCGCAGUGUAUCAGAAGGAGGGUCUACAACGUCACACGGCGGCGCCCAAGUUCGUUCUUGGGGUAUCAAGGAAGUUCAGGCAUGGCUGGAGUCUCUGCAGCUGGGAGAAUAUUGCGAUGUAUUUGCCAAGCAUGACGUUACGGGCCGGGAACUAUUGUCAUUAGCGAGGCGGGAUUUGCGUGAUCUCGGUAUUACAAAAGUCGGCCAUGUCAAGAGAAUUCUGCAGGCCGUGAAAGAACUCCAGUGACACCCGCGCGGCCGCUCCGAAGAGCGAAGCAAGUCGAGUUUCAAUGUUUUACUCCAUUAAACAUUAACACGUAUCAAGAGUUUUUACUCACUAAAGACAACGUAAAUAUAAUAAUAUCUACAAGAAACGUGGUGAACUAACUCUUCUAAUUGUGUUUUGACAACUCAUGCUACUCGUAUCCAUUAUUGAAGAUCAAAGAAAAAUCGAGUAAAUUAUUUCUUAACCAAGUAUUUAUUUAGCUUUAUCACCUAGUUAUCUUUACCUACAAACCAAUCUUAAGAUGAAGCCUUGUUUUUAUGUCGACAGUUUAGAGUUUAGUGUCGUUUAACAUUAAAUUAUUAUACUGACGUUUAUACUUGCACUUAGUAAAAAACAUAUAUACUAUAUUUUUGAUGAAUAAUUCAGUAAUCAUUAUCUAUUCAAGGACAUUGGUGUAGGUAUGCGUCAAUAUGAAUUAAUGGCAUUACCUAAAUGGUUGCACAAAAAAGUGGCACUGCUGUCACGAUGUGUCAUGUAUUGUGUGCAAUAGCACAACAUUCCUUAUGUAUGCUUGAUAUGAUAUCUAUUAAGACUUGUUUUCUUAUAAUACAUGGUUUUGUGACCUUUUUAACCGACUUCAAUUUCAUAGAAAGAGGAGGUUCUGUAUAUGGUUGUGGCUAUUUUUUUUAGGAACUAUUGUCUAAAAAACGGUAACUAUUAAAUUCUAUCUACCAAUUUGCAAAAGACGACAGCUUUAGACUUUAGAAAAAAACCAGCUUCAAUUAUUUCUAAAACAAAACUUCGGCUCAUGUCCACAUGGCUAGGCUAUAGGUAUACAUAUAAAUAUACGUUAAAACAAAAUUUAGCUAAUUAGCUACAUAACUGAUACAAGAAUAUACUAAAAGACUGAGUAUUUGCGCGAGUGUGUUUCGUCGGUUGCGUGCAGCACGCGAGCGGCUGAGCCGUGAUGUUACACUGAUCUGUGUAAUGCUGACACCGCUUCUCGUUAGUGCUAAUGGCAUGCUCCCUUAAAUUCGGCCUUCGUUUUUUCUUCCAUUUAUUAAAUAAGUAGGUCUUCUCGCCUCUAUUCACUCUAUGCAAUAAAUGAUAUCUUAUCUUAUCUUAUCGUGUCUUGAAAACAUCAUAACGAUUGAAACUUGCGCAUCUCGUUUUAGACAUCACCCCCUGCAAGGUUGAACACAUUCAUGAAUAUGUGUGAAAGUGAUACCAUCAGUAAACACUCUUACAAAACCCUUAACGGUUUGAUCAGCUCUUGAUCUAAGCAACGUUAAGUACUUGUUAAUGUUAUGUCAAGCAUAGGUACAUCUUAUUAUAUUAUGGUUUUUAAAUAUUAUCUAUUUAUAUCUAAAAGUUGAUAAGAGAGUCAUGUAUACUAAAGUGUCUCUAAUUAGUUACUCAAUUUUUUUUUUGUUGAUACCUUUAUAUCUUAAAUUAGAAUAAUAAUAACAAUGUUUAACAUUAUUCUCAAUGGAUUAUACAUGAUUAUAUUGGUUAUAUAGGUAAUGUGUUUACAUAAGAUAAGCAUCAAUUAUACAAAAAUGUGCGAGUCACCUUAUGAUAUAAUUAUAAUUAUUAUAAACAUCGAUUUUUGAAACUUUUCUUGGUCUCUAUUCACUCGCUAUCCAAUCCACUGCGACGCGAUGGCUGACUUCAUCACUUGUAUACAACUUUCGUAGACAAGGAAUUAACAUCGAAAUCGCUACCUCCUUUUCUUUAACUCUACAAGACAUUCACGAUAACUUCUUUCGUAACUACACCAUCAGCCAUUUAGAUCGUAUUGUGGCUACUUACAUAUUUUUCUACUAGUCACUAUUAAAUUAUUAGAUUAAUAAACAUGUUCUAAAUAGUAUA
This is a messenger RNA of Cydia pomonella (codling moth), 8517 nucleotides long. RefSeq names its product diacylglycerol kinase eta. NCBI's taxonomy places the organism in Eukaryota, Metazoa, Arthropoda, Insecta, Lepidoptera, Tortricidae. Gene Ontology annotation, biological process: diacylglycerol metabolic process; lipid phosphorylation; intracellular signal transduction. The record is from RefSeq and is a predicted model, not a curated record. The transcript has 20 exons. The coding region runs from base 2056 to 6666 and encodes 1536 amino acids. Gene Ontology annotation, molecular function: ATP-dependent diacylglycerol kinase activity; protein binding.